ACCUGGAGACUCGGUGGCCGAGGGGCUUCAUCCCAGCUGAGGAGCGAAGAGCCGCUGGCGGCCGCGGAUCUCACAGCCGCUCGGGGUUUUUAGAACUUCAGCUAUAAAAAUGGGCAGAAUUUUCCUCGAUCAUAUCGGUGGUACCCGUCUGUUUUCUUGUGCAAAUUGCGAUACAAUCCUGACCAACCGCUCAGAGCUCAUCUCCACUCGGUUCACAGGCGCCACUGGCAGAGCAUUUCCUUUUAACAAGGUAGUUAACCUGCAGUACAGUGAAGUUCAAGACCGGGUCAUGCUCACUGGCCGCCACAUGGUUCGAGAUGUGAGCUGCAAGAACUGCAAUAGCAAACUGGGAUGGAUCUAUGAGUUCGCCACUGAAGACAGCCAGCGCUAUAAGGAAGGCCGUGUGAUCCUGGAACGCGCUCUAGUACGAGAGCGAGGGCUUCGAGGAGCACGUACCAUCUGAUAACUCUUGAAGAAAAAGAGGUAACUCCAUCUUUUCCCAGGUCUCCUUCACUGAAAACAAAAAUCUACUUACAUACACUGUCACCUUAGCAUCAGGGUCGGAUUCAUGAACUGCGGAACAAGAGGUUGUGAGAAUCUAAGAUGGAACCUUUCUUUCUUUCUUUCUUUCUUUUUUAAUUUUCAAUUUUCCAUCCAGCAGCAGUGUGUAGAGAGAAUAUUAUGCAGAUGCCGUUAAUUUUUUUCCCCCUAUGUUUACAUCUUGAGGCAGAAUAAUCUAUCUGCAGCUACAUGAUGGGCUAUGUGAGGAAAAAAAAUCUGGGCUGUUAGAGUGAAAAAGUGUGUUUUAUGUAAAUUUUGAAAGGAAAAUGUGUCAAGAGCAUGAUUUUUAAACUUAUUUGGGCUUCAUUUAAAAAAAUGUUUUUUAAACCCCGUUACUUCACUUGAUUUGCUAGCUUCAGGGAAGAGACCCGACUUUGUGACCAGCGCUAAAGGUUCAGUGUUAGUGUGGCUUGUGCUGGCCGCUGUGCCAUAUUCUUGUUGGAGAUGAACCGUAGCACCAGAGCCCAUCCUUCCUUGUCAGUCUUGACCCAAAGAUGUCACCAUUCCUAGUUAUUUGUCACCACAUAAUUGGUGUUGAUUGGAAACUUUUCCUGAAAUGGGGCAGAACUGCUUGGUUGUCUUUUCCAUGUAACUUAAGCAUAGUAAUAUAAAUAAAGUAAUAGUUGGAUGUUUUUGGUCCUGUGUUGCUUUUAAAAACACCUUCUAAAAGAAGAGCGGAGUAUUUGAUAAGUAAUUUUCAUGGUAGUGUUUCUUUUCCUCUCUCGAGCUAA
Neomonachus schauinslandi (Hawaiian monk seal) is the source of this 1292-nucleotide messenger RNA. Its product is annotated as protein yippee-like 5. The transcript has 2 exons. The record is from RefSeq and is a predicted model, not a curated record. NCBI's taxonomy places the organism in Eukaryota, Metazoa, Chordata, Mammalia, Carnivora, Phocidae. Bases 110 to 463 code for a protein of 117 amino acids.